UGAAGACCCAAGGGGAUGCACAAUAUUGAAUAAUGAUCCAAAUGUGCAGAGUAAAAUCUAUCAUCAUAUGGCCAUCAAACUUAGUCAGGGUAACAAUGCGUCUUCAUGUUUUCACAAUCGCAGAGGAAAUUAAUCAUGUAUGCCCAGUAGGAGAAAACUCUAGAUCUUGACUGUAUUAAAACCUGAAAUUUUAAAUUAAAUUUUGAUUUGAGCUAUUUUGGGUAUGAUUGAAUACUAGGUACAAGUUGAGAGUUUGACUUCUGUGAUGUAAUAGGCAGUAAGGAUCAGUGUUUACUAACAGAAGGAAUGACUGUACCUUUAGUUAUUGUGAAAUGUCUGGUACUGUAGUGUGUGGGAUUGAGUUAGUGUGUACACUGAGCUACACCGGAUCAAUACAUGACUCAGUGUUCAGCCUCACAUUGAUGGUGCUGUGUGUGUGAGAGAGUAUGUGGACUAAUUCUGUGGAUCACCGAUUAUUGGAAGUCUGACUCCACUUGUUACAGAGGUUGUGUUGUCUUUGAUUAUCACUUAAUUAUCCGUCAAUACCUUUGUAACCAAGAGAGGCAGUGGAGAGAAUCGGAUAUUCCAAUCCUUGCUGUUGUGUUUUGAGAUGUCUGCAGCUUGCUAUACAGAAUGGGAGGAAUUCCAAUGCUAUUCAUUUGCUUUUUGUGAAUGCUGGUGAAUGUGUUGUACAGGAUUUCCUAUCUAUAAAUCAAUGGGGGGAUGGCAGGUAAAAAGCUCACAGCUGUAGUGAACGCGGAGGAGAGUCAGUGAUAUGUCUGAGGAUCAUUUAUAUUUGAGUCCCGAGGAUUUAGAGGAGGGGGACUUAGUGAUUGGAGAGGACUCCUCAUCUAGUCAUGACUCCUCCAGCCAGACAAGUGAUGAGGGCGAGGAUCUUAAUGAUGAUGUUAAUGAGGAGGACGCAGAAGAUGAUAGCGAUGAAGAAGAAGACAUCUCACCUAACGACAUUGGCCCGCACAAGUCCUUUAACAUCCCGGGUACAAUCAUUCAGCAGAAUGGCCAUCAGACAAACAAACAGACAGAUACAGCAGAGGUCCUCAACAAGCUACAGGAACUGUAUAAUGAAAGGUCAGCCAUAUUGACAUAUAUAGAGGAAGAGGAUAGGCAGAGGAAAUGGUACAUCUCACAACUGGACAAUGUUAGACAGCAGUUGGAGAAGAUCCCUGAGGGGUAUCCCAAAGAGAGAGAGCUAAUGCGACGCAAGAUAGAGCAUGAUGGAAAACAAAUUCAGGAACUGUUUCUGCAGAACCUUGGAACUGCAGAACAGAUCUCGCAGAGACAGGAAGUUCGAUUGACUCGAAUCAGCACCAUAGAAACCGAGAUACUGGACCUACAGAAAGCAAGGAAACUUCAGGUCAGUGUGGAUAAAGAGGUGGGAGGCGUUAAUCACCUGGAUGACAGUCCUAGUCCUCACAUUGCCUCCUUGUAUCAUGGGGCAUGGCCACUCAGCGCCAACAAAAAAGAUGGGCUCAGGGAAGGCUCCAGUCUUGGGUCUGGUACUCAGGAGAUAGGCAGCAUUAUGAGCUUCAACUCCAGCAAUACCAACACUUCUCAACCGUCACUGGCAUCACCACGGCAACAUGGUCAGCCACUGAUGUCCAUGGCACUGUCCCAGGGACAUUCCCAAGAUGGCGGUCUUGCAGGACAGACUCCACAACAGCUUGGCACCAAGGUGGAGAUGGUGUACUCGCUGUUGUCAAUGUUGGGUACACACGACAAAGACGAUAUGUCAAGAACACUGCUGGCCAUGUCUAGUUCACAGGACAGCUGUAUAGCAAUGAGACAGUCAGGUUGCCUGCCCCUACUUAUACAGCUGUUACACGGAAGUGAUAAAGACUCGGGGUUGCUGGGUAAUACACGAGGCAGUAAGGCAGCACGUGAACGAGCGGCAGCAGCUCUGCACAACAUCGUACACUCCCAUCCCGACGAUAAGCGAGGCCGGAGGGAGGCACGCGUGCUGAGGUUUUUGGAGCAAAUCCGGGCACAUUGUGACCAGCUGAGAGACAUGCAGGAGGAUGGUCCAGAGCUGUCAGAUGACAGAGACAUGGACCAUCAGCCUGGCCCCGCUGUGGCUGCUCUGAUGAAGCUGUCUUUUGAUGAGGAACACAGACACGCCAUCUGUAGUCUGGGUGGUGUACAGGCAAUAGCAGAAUUGUUAGAGGUCGAUCACAGAAUACACUACACAGAGGUGGAGCAAUAUAACAUCACGAUGAGGCGCUACGGCUGUAUGGCUCUGACCAACCUGACAUUUGGUGAUGGCACAAACAAGGCACUGCUGUGUUCUAUGAGGGGAUUCAUGGAGGCUCUGGUAGCUCAGCUGGAGUGUGAAUGUGAGGACCUCAACCAGGUGGCUGCCAGUGUUCUUCGUAAUCUUUCCUGGAAGGCUGAUUUACAGAGUAAGAAGACACUCAGAGCUGUUGGGGCUGCCACAAAACUGAUGGGAGCCGCCAUGAAAGUCAAGAAAGAAGCAACUCUAAAAAGUAUUCUUAGUGCUUUAUGGAACUUAUCAGCUCAUGGCAGUGAAAAUAAGGCAGAGAUCUGUGCUGUAGGUGGUGCUCUUGAGUUUCUUGUUAGUACUCUCACCUACAAAAGUCCUUCAAAGACUACAGCAGUGAUAGAAAAUGGAGGUGGUGUGCUACGUAAUAUCUCUAGUCACAUUACUGUGCGUGAAGACUACCGUCAGAUUCUACGCAAACACGGCUGUUUGCAGAUUCUUCUAAAACAACUGCGCUCACCAAGUUUAAACAUUGUCAGUAAUGCUUGUGGUACUCUUUGGAACUUAUCCGCAAGAUGUGCUGAAGAUCAAAAGGCCCUGUUAGAUAUGGGAGCAGUUGGAAUGCUGCGCAAUCUUGUGAACUCAAAACAUCAAAUGAUUUCUAUGGGAAGUUCUGCUGCUUUAAAAAAUCUGCUGACUGCUUGCAAUAUCAAAACAAUGGGGAUGGAUAAAAAGAAUUAUUCAAACAGACCUUCCUUACAUGUACGUAAACAAAAAGCUCUCACAGAGGAGAUAGACCAGAGUUUGUCUGAAACCUGUGAAAAUGUGGAAAGUCCACGGGACAGUCCAACAGAAAAUGGACGAUCAGAUAAGGAGCAGACUCGUUUUCAUUUCCCUGCUAAUCCCAGUACUGCUCAUAAUGAUGGAGAGAUACAGAAACCUCAGAACAGAGGUAACAGCUUCCCAAAAAGUGUGAGUGGGGAGAACACACCAGUGUCAGACAGUCAUCUAAUGUCUUCUCAACGGGUAGCCCGCUCUGGAAGCCAAGACAGUGUGGGCAGCACUCACUCGGAUAUAUCUCAUGAUAGAACUCGGUUCCACAUGGCUAUGAAGAAAGCCAAGAGCAUGACAGACAGAAAGGGAGGAAGUCUGGACAGACAGCAGGGCAACAUGAUCCCUAGAGUCCACUCUGAUGGCAGCUGUGAGGAGACUCAACAAGCCAGCAGCAGAAUAAUUCAAGUCAUGAAGGAAGUAGCAAGGCAUGCUGGGAUUGACUCAGAUUCUGGCUCCAAAGGAAGUUCUCAGUCACAGAACAGUACACCUAGAAAAAGUGAGCCUCCUUACCCCUACUCUCAGUCAUUACUGGUAAGGAGUUACACUGGCCCUAGUUCAAGCAGCAUUCAAUAUGGUGGACAGUUCAGGAAACUCCCUUACUCUAACAGCAUGGACAGUGAUCAACCAAUUGACUACAGUUUGAAUAAAGCUAACAAGCCACCAAUACCUCCAAAGUUUGACAAUUACGUAGGACAGACAUAUGAACCACACCUAAGUGCAGUCGGCAUGCAUCACUCCUAUAGUGGACCACAGAAGACAGCUCAGAAUUUAUUCAGUAUCUCACCUAUUGUACAGCACAGCAACAUGUAUGCAGAGACGGAUCUGGACUGUGAACAGCCAACAGACUACAGCCGCAGGUUUGCUGAGAGCCAUGAUGACAGUGAUGGGGAUCAACCUUAUGAUAUGCGAUAUGAAGACAACUGUGCUGACUGUAAACUAGACAUUGCAAGAAGAACCAAUGAGAGACUUGAAUUUUUACCUGGAUACAAUGACGACCAAGUGAAAACAUUCUGCACAGAGGGAACUCCACGUAAUUAUCUGUCUACAGCCAACUCUCUGACAGAUCUUAGUAAAGGAGAAAAGGAGGAUGCCAGGAAAGAGCACACAGAUGAAGAGGAGGAGGAAGAAGAGGAGGAAGAUUAUCAAUAUGAAGAGGAGUCUGGGUCCUUAGAAAAAGGAAGUGGGAGUCAGAGUACUAAUCAAAAUACUGGUACCACUGUCAUUGCCAGCUACCAUGUCGCCACCAAAAACCUCCAGCAAGUGGCAUCCAAUAAGUCACCAAAUCAGGAUGAAAACAUCAGUCGUUCUUUUCAUGCCCCAAAUGAAAAUGACAACUCGCCAGACCAAGUUAAAACAUAUUGUGAUGAGGGAACUCCCAUCUGUUUUUCCAGAGUGAGUUCUCUCAGUAGUCUUCAUAGUAGUGAAGCACAAGACAGACAGGUGGAGUCUAACCGAUCGACUUUACGAAACACGAGAGGGCUACACAGCAUAGAUGAAAAUGACAGUGCUAAAACUCCUCCAAGAGAUGUGAAAAUAGUGAGCUCUAUCAUGGCUCCGCCAAAGUGCACACUUAACUCUGGACGUCAAAAGCUUGUAAGUGAAUCUGAUUCACAAGGACCGGAUUGUGCUGAAAAAGAACAUAAAACGGUGACAUUUAAUGAUGACCACCAAGUUCAGGAAACACCUCUGAUGUUUUCCCGCUGCAGUUCCUUGGGAUCUUUGAGCAGUUUCGAUGCACAUUCUGUGCACAGCUCCGUGAUCAGUGAUUACAGUCGCCGAGCAAGUGAGGUGGUUUCUCCUAGUGAAUUGCCAGACUCUCCUAGUGAAACCAUGCCACCUAGUCCCUCAAAGAGCCCAGACCUGGAGCUGCAACAUAGAGCAAACAAUCCUCAAAAAUUUGAUAGCUUCAUUGACGGGACGCCAAAAACUGUUCUCUUUCGUCCUGUGGCAAGUAAACUAUCCAGUGAACAUGUGAAAAUGCCUAACAUAGAAAUGGCUUCUACCAUCAGUCGUGAUGAGGCUCCAGUUGUUUAUGCAGAUGAAGGGACUCCCCCUCAUAUGUCAGAAACUAAUAGUGUCCUUAGCACUCUAACCAUUGAUGAUGCAAGCAAAACAAAAACAACAGAUACAAUCCAGUCAGAGAAACCUGCCACGAGUUCCAGUCGAAAAUCUGUGGAGGAGGUAGACGACAAAGACAAUUCUCAUUCAGAGGUCUCGUUAGAUGAAGAGGACAUAUUGAAAGAGUGUAUUAGGACAGCCAUGCCACGUAAACCCAGGCGCAGUUCAUCAGACAACACCCUGAAGAAGAAGUCAGUCAACAAUACUGACAAUCAGAAGAACAAAAUGUCUCAGUCGAUAGAGGGAAUGAAGCAAGCUCCUAAACCAAAAUUAGGUUCUAGUCAUCACUCCUCUGUCAAUGAAAUGAUGACAAAGAACUCGGGUGAUAUCGCCUUACAAAGUCAAUCACAGAUACAUGUUGGUGUUGCCAAUCAAUUUUCCAAGUCAAUGUCAAAUGACAAAAGUGUUGUUGAAUCAUGUGCAGACAGUGUCAAAGCCUUUGCAGAGGAGGAUGUUCCAUUCUGUGAGAAAAUGAAAAGGUCUGUGAAACCAGAACCACAGGUAAAGGGUUCCUACCAAGUGAAUACAAUGGAUGACAAUCUAGACUCUGUUACUUCCUAUGCAAGUGAAGACCAACCUACAGUGAAACCAAAUCAAACACCAAAACACUAUAAAAAGGUCCAAGAAAUUCUCAAUGGGAACUUAGAUGUGUUAGAGUCUCAUGAUGACUGUGUCAAGUUGUAUGCAGAUGAGGGCACUCCUUGUCCAGGGUCAGCAGCCAUGUCCCUCCAACACAAUCAAAGUAAACCUCAUAUUCUGCAGAAUGCAGUGAGAUUCAAUCCUGCUUUACUUUCACAGGUGGAUUACUUGUUUGAUGACGAGGAGGCCCCAAAAUCAUAUGCAAUGGAGGACACUCCAUACAACUUAUCUGAACCAACCUCUCCGAAAAAUACAGUGAAGAAAGUACCACCUCCUAUACCCCAAAAACCAGUUCGACCUACAAAUGUACCAGAAUUUAACCCUUCACUGUUGUCACGGGUACAACAGGAUGUUCCUGAUGAUGAUGCUCCAACGUCUUAUGCUGUGGAGGACACACCAUACAACAUGUCAAAACCCAGUUCUCCUACCCCCAAAGUAAGGAUAAGUAGCCCACCAAGUACAGAGUCAGACCAUCCUUUGUGCCUUGUCAAUCCGGAACUUAAGAUACAUGUAGAAGACCCUUCUACAUACUGUGAGGACACAGUGAAAACAUAUGCUACAGAAGAUACUCCUAUCAGCUACUCAUAUGCAACUUCUCUCAGUGAUUUAAGUAUCAUAACAGGCAUAUCAGAACCAAUCAAAGAGGAAGAGCAAGAGACAGAGAAACCAGACCCUCAGGAAAAUGCUAAAGUGGAGGAGGCAGAUGGAGAGGGGGAAGUGGAGGAGAAAGAUAAAGACGAGUCAGCUGACCUGAAUGACACAAAGUCCGAAUCUUCUUGCAGUGACGGAAGUGAAGACCUUCUGUCUGACCUCAUUCAGUCUGCAAUGCCAAAAGGGAGGACUUCACCCAAAGCCAGGGUCUCAAGAAAACUUGAUAUGGACCGUGCUGCUGAGGGAGCCGAGUCCAAAUUCCAACCACAGCGUACCUCUAGUGUGGUGACAGUACCCACUCCAGCACAGUAUGCUUCACAGAAUGGUCAAAUCAAGACUUCAAGUGAUUUAGAUAUUUCCAAUGAUUUGCCCUCAAGAAUAGAGUCCGUAAACACAAAUGAAGUAAGGUCUGCUGAAACACAACGGAAUCAUAGUGUGACAGCUGGAGAUGACUCGGUGUUUUAUCAUACAAAUGAUUCUAUGGAUUCUGUGAAGGUUUACAAUUUAGAGGGAACUCCAACAACAUUCUCUAGAAAUGACUCCCUGAGCUCCUUGAGCAUCACUGGUAAUGACAGCGAUGUGAAACAAAGUGGAAAAUCAGAAGGAUCUGAUUCUGCGAAGAAAAUGCCUCCACCAACACACAUUCUAAAACCAGACAAAUGUAAUUCUGAGAUAGUUCUUCAGAGAGAAGUGGAAGGGCAAUCAAGUGAUGAAGUUUCUUCUGCCUGUGUACAGCAUGAUAAUAAAGACAACUCAGAUGAUGAUGAUGAUGAUGACCCUAAUGAUGAGGCACUUCUGGAAGCUUGCAUGAACUUGGCAUUACCAAAGAGUAAAUCUUCAACAUUUGCAGAAAAACAAAAAUCAUCUUCAUCCAAACCACUCAAAUCAAACCCAGCUAUGACUGGUUCUAAGAGUUUUAAUUCUUCAUUACUCUCCUCAGAAAAAUCAAGGAAGUCAGUUUCAACCAAGAAGACAACUGAAAAUCAUAAACAUAGAAUAAACAAAAGCAGCUCAGCAGUGGAGGGCUAUAUGAAUCUCAGUACUGGGAGUGUAACUUCACAUCACUCACGGACAGCAGAAUGGCAGGCACAGCAGAACCUCAACAUGUCUGAUGACUUCAUCUUUGCUAAGCCUUCCUCAAACUACAGAAGAGUUCGUCCUCAUCAAGGGUCUUGGAGAAGAUCCAGGUCACAGGAUAGUGAUGGAUUUCUAAAGCAACAGAAAGAAAACACAAACAUGGAGCUGGCACAGAGUAUGGGAAGUUCUAGGAUACACAACAGGGGAUCAGCUCAGUCUAUUCCAAGCUAUGUUGAUGUGUAUGUUGACAACAGAUUCAUUGAAGAUCAUCAUGCUUACAACCAUCACAAAGUCCAUCAUGAAAACCAGCAUGGGUUACAACGCUAUUCAGGCCAAAAUGAACACAGCCGUGCAAGACAUAACACUAACAUGGAACAACAUAAACGAAGUCACAGUGAGAGUAGAGAGAAAUCGGGAAGGGAGCAGCAUAAUCAAGCCAUGUAUGAGUCACAAAUCAAAAGAAGACAUCACAGUGAGCAUGACAACCCGGAAAAGUUUCUGGCAAUUGAUGUUCAUCAAGCGCCAGCUUCUCAAAAUGAAGUGGAUAGCUUAAACAGAUCAAUUUACCAAAUGGAGCUCAACAAUGAAGCUAUUACAUUCGGCACAGGAAUAGACAACCUAGGGUUUGGUAUAGGAGGCAGUCAGGAUUACAUGAAUGAAGAAGACAAACUAGACAGUGCUGAUGUGACAUUGAGAGCUACAAGCGGAAAUAAUACCAUGACAAAUGAUUCCAUCAAUCAGAAUGACUCUGUGAUCCACUAUGAUAAAGAAACCUUAUCUCCAGAGGAUGAACAUGCAUUACAUCUAGAUGCUAGUGCUGUUGUUACAGAGAUACAGAGCAAAAGAAUGAUGGGUAGUGGAGUAGAUGAGGAUAUGUUUAUUGAACAUGAAACCCUUUCUUUGGUGUCAGGAGGAUACAUGUCAGAUACUCCUUCUGAUGCCUCCAUUACAUGGUCAGCCCAUUCAGAAAACUACUCAGAAUUUACCAUGGAGGAUGUAGCCUCUAACGGACCAAGGGUAGUGAAACCAUCCAACAGAGGCACACUGACUUCAGAUGACAGUAAGGCCAUUAGAGGAAAGAGAAAGCCCCUAUACAGUCGCUCAAACUCUUCAUCAUCUCAGAAAUCUGAUGCAUCAACCCGCAUGAUGAAGCCAACUACAGCUAAUGUAAGACUGUCACAAGGUGGUAGAGGUGGUUCUGUCAUUGCUGGGGCCACAAGAAGGGCUCCACAAACCAAGACUCACCCCCAGGCUAGCAGCACCCCAACUAAAACUUCCCCACUAAAAUCAAAGAUACAAAAACCCUCUCCAACGCAAGGAAAGACUGGUGCUAGAGUUCCUAAUACAAAGGAGAGUCCAUCCCGCCUACCUCUAGCAUCAAAUAGGAAAAAUACAGCUGAUAGACCUAAACCUCCAAUCAAACAGGGCACCUUCACAAAGGAAGCAUCAACUGUCAAAGUACCUAUCAUUGAUGAUACUCUGAAUGAGAGCUGCCAACCUGCAAGUCGUGAGGCAGUGAAAAAUAAAACAAACAAACAAGUUAAUGCCUCGGGAUUAGAUAGCAGUCAAGGGAGUGGAUCAUGGAAGAAAGCAUUGGGUUCCUAUAAUUUUGCCAUAGAUAAUUCUGCUGAUGAAAAGAAAGAGAAUUUAACACCCAACAAAAGACCUGGUAGUGUCACAAACCUAAAUACUAAGAAGUCUGGAAGUGGUGGUAAUCUAUCUGCUACAAAAGCAAAGCCAGGCAAUUCUCCUGCAAGCAAAAGCACAGUAAAAACGACCAGCCGAGUGAACAGCACUAGUAACCUAAAAAAGACAUUCAGUGGAACAUCACUUACUAAGUCAGGAAGUGGUGCCUCGUUAAAUAAGGCAGGCAGUGGAAGCACUCUGAAUAAGUCGGGCAGCGGUCAACUUCUGAACAAAUCAGGAAGUGCCAUACAUAAGCUGACAGGAAGUGACCGUGUUCUAAACAGAGGUGGAUCUAAUCCAAAUCUUGGACGUCUAAACAGCAGCAAACCCGACUUGAAAAAAUCAGACAGUAAUGCAAGUCUUCGCAAUAAUUCACGCCCCUCUACUCCUGUAGGGAGGAGAACUUCAGCUGGGUCAGUUCAAGGAAGAAAGUCCGAUGGAAAUACAAGCAAAUCUGGAAUACCAACAGAAAAGAAAGUGGGUGUGGCUUCUGGCACCAAAAAGCAGGUGGGAAGUAAAAUUGCUGGACUUUGGAAAAAAGAUGAUUCUAAUGAGAUAACACCUCGUUCAUCUGCUUCAAAAUUACCUGUGUCAACCACUCCUUCCAGGCAAAGAAAUAUGUCAACACCUGGAUCAAAGAAGUCUUCCAAUGUAUCUCUACAAUCAUUAAAUAAAUCCAUGAAUUCAGCUGAAAUUUUGAAUGAAGGAAUAAGCAGAAGCUCCACCUAUGACAAAAUCAACUCAACUAUGGAUUCUAGCCAGCUACCGUCUCUUGAUAAUGAAAGUGUUACAGAAAAUGUGACAAUAGAACUUUCAAAGUCUAGUGUUGUUCUUGGUGAUGAAAUUAAAGGUGAUUAUGUGGAACUAAGAAUCCUCCAAGGUUCUGAGUCAGACUGUGACAUGAACAAGAGCAUAGUGAUAAGAAGUCCUGACAAGAAUAAAACUGAUUCAGACUCAGUAACAAGUCCAUCAGCAGUUUCCGUAAAAAGCCAGUCAUCAGAUGAAUUUGAUUUGAAGUCAUUAGAGAAAAGAAUUGAUUCAAGCACCUGGAAGAAGAAAAAAUCAGACUUGGGCUCAGCAAACCUUCCAAAUGCUGAUGAUACCAGUAAAUCUUUAGAAGCUGUCAAGGCCCUAUUAGAUGCCUCUUUGGCGAGUGAAUCUUCGAACAUGACUUUAUCAUCCUCUUUCUACAAUACCUCCAACAUACAGGGAAGCUACCUCAGCCAGGGAAGUAGGACUGUGAAUGGAGCUGCCUGGCACCGCUACAAGCAAGAGUCCUUUGCAAGUGUAGUUCACAGUGAAGAUGAGGGAGACAGCAUAUGGGUUCGCCGAGAUCCAGAGUCCUCAAAGUCAGAGCCAGAACUCAAUAAGCACUCGCUGAAUUCAAAGAAAGACAGGAAAGAGAAAGCAGAUAACAGAAGUUUUUUGCCUAUCAAAGCCAUGAAAAGUAUGUUCGGCUCAUCUAAGAAGGACAAAACAUCGAAAUCUGGAUCAAAGUUAUCACUGAGCUCUUCCAAAGAAAGCUUACAGAGUAAUAAAAUAAACAUGAAUGAAAUAGUCAAAGUUGUGGAGAAAGAACGUGAAAAAGAUAAAGAAAGGGAGAAAAAAGAAAAAGCCAAACAAAGAGAAAAAUUGAAAGAAAGCAUUGCUCUGGAGAAAGCCAAAGCUAAGGAAAUGGCAAAACUUGAAAAAGAAAAGUCAAAGAAUGAUAAAGAAAAAGCAAAGUUGGAAAAGGAAAAAGCAAAGGCUGAAAAAGAAAAGAUUAGAAACAGUAAAAAGAGUGAUUCCAGAAAAAGCUCAGUUGCUGAUGAGAGCUCUGUAUCACAAGACAUUGAUAAGAACAAGAAAUCGCAGGAUGUGUUUGGGUCUGUAAAUCAUAAAGCAAGUCCUCCUCAGGCUGCACUGGUUCAGCCAUUCAACUAUACUCCAAUGAAGCUGUCGGAGAACUCGGCAACAGAGACAGCGGACCAAAGUUUCAGCAAACAACAAAACCCAACAACAAGCUCUGUGGUAAGCAGUACACCCACUGGUACAAACACACCCAUGACCAAGACUGAGAUGUUGCUGGCCAGAAGGAGAAUGAAUAGUCUGAACAAGACGGAGGGGGAGGAGUCUAGAGAGGAGGACGUCAACAAAAAGACGGGAUGUAUGGUCACCACUGUGUAAUAGCUCUCACUGCUGAUAUUCAUACCUUGUUUCUAAUAGAUUUUAUACAUUGUCAAUCAUAGGUUGUUUCAAAGAUAGAAGGGAUUGAUUUAUAAAAGCGUUCAAAUUUUUAUUCAUAAAUAUCGGGCAUUUAUUUUCACAUGAUGUAAUAUUUAUUUUUCAUUGAUCAGUUUUUCGCUGCCAGUUUUCAGUGUCUGAUAUCACUUGAUGACAUCAUUAUCAAAAUGACAUUUCAUUGAAACGAUAUAUUACUUUCUUACUUAAGGCCGACCAUAGUGAAUUCUAUGUUUUGCAUAGGUUACUUUUUUCUAAAGCUACAUGUAGAAUGUGAAAGGCAGUAAGAAGACAAACAGAUAAAUAUAUAUUCAAUAUGUAUCUAAUUAUUAGACAAAGAAAAUCUAGAAUUAGCUUUGUUAAUGUUAAGCAAACCUUCAAAAGAAAGAUUAGUCCAUACUUUAAAUAUAUUUUUGCCAACGUCCUAAAAACAAGAAACCUAUAUGCGCAGUAAAGAUGAGGAACAUAAGAUUUAUUUGGGUCGACUUGACAAGACUUCACAAACACUGAAGUUAAAUUGUUUCAAAGUUAUUAUCAUAUUUAAUCAUUCUUAUGCACAGUAACUGUUGAGAUUGAUAGAAUUAUGUACAAAUCUCAUGUGUGUGCAAUAACGGGGGGGAUCAGUGGCAGCUUUCAUGUUACGCUACUUAAACAAUGCAGUGACAGUUUUCAAGUUGUGAUAAUUCGUGUUAUUUCGUAGAAUUUGCCAGUAGUUUGUCAUUUAACUCGUGUAGUAUCUACAUGUAUAUUACAUUGGUAAUGUAUCAUUUCAACAUUCCUUCAUUCCUUGCUCUUGGCUGGACACAGAGGAAGGGGACACAAUCAAAUUGUAUGUUUAUACUUGUACAUUUUUACCCAGUAAUCUGAGCAAGAAAAUUUACUUUUACUCCAGAGAUAUAUCACCGGAAACUAUUGGUUAAGUUAGCAUUUGCCUUUAUGUUAAGAUGCAUAUCGUAGACGUGUAAUACUUUAUAACAUUUUUUUUUUAUUGUGCUUAAUGCAGUUUUUGAUGCAGUUUUAUUUACAUGGUGCUAUGUGCUGAAACUAAAGAUGUUUUGUUCUUUUCUAUGCUGUGCAGUAUCAGUGUUGUGCUCAUGGGUUUUUUCCCUGACUUUGUGAGUCUGUUUACAUAAAUAAUUUCUUGGAAAUGAUUAGAUAUUGAAAAUUUCAGUAUUAGACAUUUUAUUUCUGAUUGUAUAGAGCAUUAAAAAUCUGUACAUGUUUUUUUUUCAGAAAUGAAUACUUGAGAAGGUAAUCUCAGUAAGUCAGUGGUCAGGCAUGUAGCAUUCCUCAUUACAUUUAGUGUCAGUCAUGAUGCAGAGAUGCAAUCUGUCCAGUUUUACAAAAUGACUGCAUCUGUAUGUGUGUCUGUCUGAAAAAUUGAUUGUCUAACGCAUUAUCGUGUGUACAUAUCUCAUUAUUUCUUACAUCAUAUUGCUCUUCUAAAUUGAAAUAAAAAUAUCGUAACGGA
This is a messenger RNA of Ostrea edulis (European flat oyster), 12932 nucleotides long. Its product is annotated as adenomatous polyposis coli protein-like. The transcript is spliced from 11 exons. The record is from RefSeq and is a predicted model, not a curated record. Gene Ontology annotation, molecular function: microtubule binding; gamma-catenin binding; beta-catenin binding. Gene Ontology annotation, cellular component: cytoplasmic microtubule; beta-catenin destruction complex; catenin complex. The coding region runs from base 776 to 11407 and encodes 3543 amino acids. Lineage: Eukaryota; Metazoa; Mollusca; Bivalvia; Ostreida; Ostreidae. Gene Ontology annotation, biological process: cell migration; pattern specification process; regulation of cell differentiation.